Messenger RNA from Neoarius graeffei (lesser salmon catfish), 4241 nucleotides. It is a transcript of the gene kcnt1b, whose product is annotated as potassium sodium-activated channel subfamily T member 1b. NCBI's taxonomy places the organism in Eukaryota, Metazoa, Chordata, Actinopteri, Siluriformes, Ariidae. Gene Ontology annotation, molecular function: intracellular sodium-activated potassium channel activity. The coding region runs from base 115 to 3681 and encodes 1188 amino acids. The record is from RefSeq and is a predicted model, not a curated record. Gene Ontology annotation, cellular component: membrane. The transcript is spliced from 29 exons. Gene Ontology annotation, biological process: potassium ion transport.
GGAGGCAGUGCACCAUGCGCGCGCCCUGACGGAGUUUGCGUUUUUCGGACCCCCCUCCUCUACGUUCCCGCCUCCUCUCAUCUCCUCCCUGUCUGAACUCGGUUACCGGACUGCAUGGCUGGAGCUAAACGGACCGAGUCUCCGUGUGACAGCGAUCAGGAGGUGAAGAGCGAGCUGAGGAGAUCAACAGCGGAUCAUCAUCAGCAGCAGCAGAGCAGCGCGCCCACGCCGCUUCGCACCAGCAGCUCUAUGGCGAGCGACGGCGGCCAGAGAGUGCAGGUGGAGUUCUAUGUGAACGAGAACACAUUUAAAGAGAGAUUGAAGCUCUUCUUCAUCAAAAACCAAAGGUCAAGCCUCAGAAUACGCCUUUUCAACCUCUCGCUGAAGUUGCUAACAUGUCUCCUGUACAUCAUCCGAGUAUCACUGGAUGUCCCCAUGAAUGAAGUCACAUGUGGAUGGAAGAACUGCUCUAAUGUCACUGAUGCUCCCUGCAGUAAAAUCUGUGCCAAUCAGACGACAGAUUCCAUGCCGAUCAACUGGGCAUUGAUAUUCUGGGUGAACAGAAAGACUCCUGUAUGGGCUAUACAGGUGACAGUGGCCUUAAUUAGCUUCCUGGAAGCAAUGCUCUUGACAUAUCUCAGUUACAAGGGAAACAUUUUUGAGCAGAUUUUCCAAGUUUCCUUCAUCCUUGAGAUGAUCAAUACAGUGCCAUUCAUAAUUACAAUCUUUUGGCCUCCAUGGAGGAACAUAUUUGUCCCAGUGUUCCUUAAUUGCUGGCUUGCCAAGUCUGCGCUGGAGAACAUGAUCAAUGAUCUUCAUCGUGCCAUCCAGCGCACACACUCUGCCAUGUUUAACCAGGUGCUCAUCCUCAUCUGCACGCUGCUUUGCCUGGUCUUCACUGGGGCCUGCGGGAUUCAACACCUAGAGCGAGCAAGGAAUAAUCUUUCCCUGUUUGAUUCGCUCUAUUUCUGCAUCGUCACUUUCUCCACUGUGGGCUAUGGAGAUGUCACACCAAAAAUCUGGCCUUCCAAGCUACUGGUGGUCAUCAUGAUAUGUGUGGCGCUUGUAGUACUGCCAUUACAAUUUGAGGAGCUAGCAUAUCUGUGGAUGGAGAGGCAGAAAUCAGGCGGUAACUACAGCAGACAUCGAGCUCAGACCGAAAAACACGUGGUGCUUUGUGUCACUUCACUCAAGAUUGACCUCCUCAUGGACUUCCUCAAUGAGUUUUAUGCUCAUCCCAGACUACAGGAUUACUACGUGGUCAUCCUCUGCCCCACAGAGAUGGAUAUCCAAGUGCGGCGAGUGCUGCAGAUUCCUCUGUGGUCUCAGAGAGUCAUCUACCUGCAGGGCUCUGCACUGAAGGACCAGGAUCUCAUGAGAGCCAAGAUGGAUAAUGCAGAAGCCUGCUUUAUCCUCAGCAGCAGGAAUGAAGUGGAUCGCACUGCAGCUGACCAUCAGACAAUCCUAAGAGCCUGGGCAGUAAAGGAUUUCGCCCCAAAUUGUCCUCUCUAUGUUCAGAUCCUUAAACCUGAGAACAAAUUCCAUGUGAAGUUUGCUGAUCAUGUAGUGUGUGAAGAGGAGUUCAAGUAUGCCAUGCUAGCUCUGAACUGUGUGUGUCCAGCCACGUCCACGCUGGUUACACUCCUGGUCCACACGUCACGCGGACAGGAGGGACAGAUGUCUCCAGAACAGUGGCAGAGAACAUACGGACGCUGCUCGGGUAAUGAAGUUUACCACAUCCGCCUCGUUGAUAGCAAAUUUUUUGGAGAGUAUGAUGGGAAAAGUUUUACAUACGCCUCCUUUCAUGCACAUAAAAAAUACGGAGUUUGCCUAAUUGGUGUAAAGAGAGAAGAGAAUAAAAGCAUCCUGCUCAACCCCGGCCCCCGCCACAUCAUGGCUGCCACAGACACCUGCUACUACAUCAACAUCACCAAGGAAGAGAACUCCGCCUUCAUCUUUAAACAGGAAGAGAAGCAUAGCAAGGGCCUACCAGUCAGUGGUCUGUACGAUGCCCCCUCUCGCCUCCCCGUGCAGAGCAUCAUAGCCAGCAUGGGCACUGUGGCCAUAGACCUGCAGAACCCUGAGCCUGCAGGCCACAGUAGCAAGCUGGCACUGCCCACAGAGAACGGAGCAGGCAGCCGGCGGCCCAGCAUCGCCCCUGUACUGGAGCUGGCUGACUCCACUUCCAUCCUGCCUUGUGACCUCCUGAGUGACCCUUCCGAGGACGAGACCAACCAAUCAGACGAGGAAGGAGUGACUGCCCCAGAAUAUGUAAAAGGAUAUCCUCCAAACUCACCAUACAUUGGGAGUUCACCAACACUGUGCCAUCUUCUACAAGAGAAAGCUCCAUUCUGCUGUCUGCGACUAGACAAGGGUUGUCGCCAUAACAGUUUCGAAGACGCCAAGGCAUACGGUUUCAAGAACAAGCUCAUCAUUGUGUCUGCUGAAACGGCUGGAAACGGCUUGUACAAUUUCAUCGUUCCACUGCGUGCUUAUUACAGACCCAGGAAGGAGCUCAACCCCAUCGUGCUACUGCUAGAUAAUCCGCCAGAUAAUCAUUUUCUGGAAGCCAUCUGUUGUUUCCCCAUGGUGUAUUUUAUGGCCGGCACCAUAGACAAUUUGGAUAAUCUGCUGCAGUGUGGGAUUAUUUACGCUGAUAACCUGGUAGUGGUGGAUAAGGAAAGCACUAUGAGUGCAGAAGAGGACUACAUGGCUGAUGCUAAAACUAUUGUUAAUGUUCAGACCAUGUUUAGGUUGUUUCCAAGUCUCAGUAUUAUCACUGAACUAACUCAUCCCUCCAAUAUGAGGUUCAUGCAGUUUCGAGCCAAAGACUGCUACUCCCUGGCUCUCUCCAAAUUAGAGAAGAUAGAGAGAGAUAAGGGAUCGAAUCUUGCAUUCAUGUUCCGCCUUCCGUUUGCUGCAGGCAGGGUGUUCAGUAUCAGCAUGUUGGAUACACUCCUCUAUCAGUCUUUUGUGAAGGACUACAUGAUUCCUAUUGUUAGACUUCUUCUUGGUCUAGACACUACCCCAGGCUCUGGCUACCUCUGUAUGAUGAAGGUGACAGAGGAAGAUCUAUGGAUCCGGACAUAUGGAAGGCUUUUUCAGAAGCUCUGUUCCUCCAGCGCUGAAAUCCCCAUCGGCUUGUACCGCACAGAAUCCCACAUGUUCUCAUCAUCAGAGUCUCAGGUGUCUGUAAACGUGGAUGAGUGUGAUGACCCACGGGACCGACGCGAGUCCUGGAAAGAGAAAACGGCCCAUAGGAACUCGACAGGCAGUGACCAAUCAGAACAUCCACUGCUGAGGAAGAAGAGCAUGCAGUGGGCACGGAGACUAAGUAGGAAGAGCACCAAGCCCCCGAGCUGUGCUGAACGCAUCAACCAACAACGCCUCAACCUCUACAGACGCUCUGAGAGACAGGAGCUCUCCGAACUGGUAAAGAACCGCAUGAAGCACCUGGGUCUGCCCACCAUCGGCUACGAUGAAAUGAAUGAUCAUCAGAACACACUGUCCUACGUGCUGAUCAACCCUCCUCCAGACACUGUUCUGGAGCUCAAUGAUAUUGUGUACAUCAUCCGGUCAGACCCGUUGGCCCACGUACCUGACGAGUUGCCUGUGUGCCAGGCAGGUGCCAGGCUGAAGCAGGAUUAUGGCACAGAGACAAGAGGAGAGACUCAUCUCUGAGAACCAGAGUUCUGCUUGGAACAUGCAUGGAGAGUGCCUCCUGUUCCCAAUACACACAGCCACAAUCCAUCAAGCACGCAGUCCUCCAAGGCCACAUGGGGAGGGUGGGGGGGUUCAUUCCACUAUCACGAACAACUUCCCCCACGUUUACCUUUUCCAUGACAGGACUGGAAUCUGUGUGCAUUUUUUCACUGAAAUGGCUGCUGCAUUUUCCCAGUUUAGACAGAUUCCGAAACAGGGAGAUGUCAUGUUCUGGACCAAACACACUGUUCAAGCCCUUUCUUUCCUCUGGACAGUAAGUGAAAUACAAAAGAAUGCAAUAUUUCGCUGAGUGAGGGGAAGAGAAAGAAAUCAUGACUGCCAUGUAACGAGAUGAGAUUUUAAGAAGACAUUAAUCAGUAAAUAUAAAAGUGAAGCUUCUUUUUUGUAUAUACAUGUAGUUACAUAUACUUUUACUUGGUCACUGGAUCUUCAGUAUAGAUCAUACAUCAUAUUAUUGUUUUGUCCUUGAAGCACAAAUAUUUUAGGUUAGAAUUACCCAACCAGUAAAACUCAACGAU